GUCAUUCGUCAUUCAGCGACAAGGUUCGAGUCCCGGCCGGGGCGUUCGGGCACGCUCCUCCUAUAGUCCCGCGAGACAGCGAGAGAGGGGCUGCACCGUGGGUUACGACCCCCUGCGCGGCGCCCCGUCCCGUCCCAGCUGUCAGCUGCGACCGCGCACCGUUUUCGACGUGCCCGGGAACCAUGGCGUCCAGCGAGGACGACGGAGCGGUGGACGAGAAGGAAACAAACAACAGGAGGAGAAACCGAGGAGCCAUCGCCACCGCAUGGCUCACCUUCUACAACAUCGCCAUGACGGCCGGGUGGCUGGUUCUAGCCAUCACCAUGAUGAGGUUCUACCUCCAGAAAGGAACCCACAGGGGGCUCUACAGGAGCAUAGCUAAGACACUCAAGUUCUUCCAGACCGCUGCUUUAGUUGAGGUGGGACACUGCGCCAUUGGUAUUGUGAGGACGUCUGUGAUUGUGACAGGGGUUCAAGUGUGCUCAAGGAUCUUCAUGGUUUGGUUCAUCGCAAGCAGCAUAAGACAGGUCCAGAGUGAGGAGAGUGUGAUACUGUUCUUGGUGGUCUGGACGGUGACGGAGAUCAGUAGAUACUCCUACUACACCUUCAACCUGCUGCACCAAGUCCCUUACUUCAUCAAAUGGGCCAGGUAUAACCUCUUCAUCGUCCUGUACCCACUGGGGGUCGUGGGAGAACUGUUAACCAUCUACGCCGCGCUUCCUAUUGUACGACGCACGGCUAUGUACUCCCUCCGCCUCCCCAAUAAGUACAACGUCUCCUUCGACUACUACUACUUCCUCAUCAUCGCCAUGCUGUCCUACAUCCCACUGUUCCCUCAGCUGUUCUUCCAUAUGCUGCGCCAGCGAAGGAAGGUCCUGCACGGGGAGGUCAUUGUUGAGAAGGACGACUAGCUGCUCACUCCCUGCUCCCCCUGCCAAUGGCCUGCAGAGCCUACUCACCUCCAAUACCAUCUCCACCUCCACCCUGACCACAACCGUCUCAACCCUCCCAACCACCUCUACCAGCAUCCCUGUCUCAAUAACCACCUCUUUCACCAUUCUUAACUCCUGAUCCCCCACAACCUCCACCAGCUCCCCCACCAGAACAAUCCUCACAUACAAUAUCUCCAUCCCCAUCACCACCACCAUUAUCUUCAUCAUCUCAACCCCGCCUUCCUGCCCAUUUCGUCCCAACAGUUCCAAGUUGAUAAACCGAGGACAUUCAGCACCACCAAGACAACAACACCACUUCUUUAACAACUACCAUAUCAUGGAAAUUUAGCAAAGAGGUACAGACCAUUGGUCCCUGAAGCUCACCCCUAGACAGCACUCUGAUACCCCCAAAUCGGAUUACCUUCAUCCCGUGGAAACAGGUACCGUAUGGUGUUAUUUUCCGGUUGGACACAGGAUUAGAGGCUCAGAACGAGACCUCUCAAUGCAGAUCUACAAAUCCUGGUGAUCUCAAGAGCUCACCUAUCACUGGACACCUGUUACGUCCCAGGAAAAAAGUCAUGACCCUCGCACCACACCUUCAGUCAGCUCUUCUCAAACCACAUCUUAGGCCGCAUUCACCCUGUACACGUCCGUUAAUAGAUCUCAUUGACUUUGCAUGGGGUGCACUCGAAAUGCAUUGUGGGUCAAUCCGUUCCGUCAGCUCCGUUGCCUGCGUCAAAAAGUUGAGAAAUGUUUAACUUUUCAGGCAGCAACAGACCCGUCGGCCAAUCAGAUCGCGUUACCCAUUCGUCAGACACGCCCUCCGUCAUCGGUCGGCGGACGUGUACAGUCUGAACGCAGCAUAAGGUCACCACACAGCCUCAAUGAAAACCCUUCUCAGCUUCAAUCACAUCACAGAUGUGGUGUCACUCCUGACAUAUCUUCAGUCAACCCCCCUCACAUCACCGCUUCAGUCACCACCCCUCACAUCACAGCUUCAGUCACCACCCCUCACAUCACAGUUUCAGUCACCACCCCUCACAUCACAGCUUCAGUCACCACCCCUCACAUCACAGCUUCAGUCACCACCCCUCACAUCACAGCUUCAGUCACCACCCCUCACAUCACCGCUUCAGUCACCACCCCUCACAUCACCGCUUCAGUCACCACCCCUCACAUCACAGCUUCAGUCAACACCCCUAACAACAAAUCUCUGGCUGCUGAUGAGUGGAGAAGCAGAAGGAAGUGGUGAAUGAAAUAAAUGGAGAAGAGCCGGUAGACUAGACACUAACCUUACCCUGUCAUUACCAUUUGGCAAACAUGUUUUUUUUAAGUGUUGUCAAUGUAGUUAUUUUAUACAUAUUACGGCAACAAGUACUAGACAUAAACCAUUGAAAAUAUGAGACGACGGUGGGUCUAUUUUAAUAAAGAAACUGAAACUUUACACCGACGUAUGGAAGAGGCUGCUUUUUUGUGGCUGUUCAGUCACUUUACUAGGGAGCGAUCUGAAAUUACAAAUGCAGUUAAUAAUGCACUGGUUUUAUUUCGUAAAAAUACCGUUAUUUAUUUUUCACAUAUCACUUAGUCUGUAGAGGAGCAGCAAGUUAAGAGGAUUUGUUGAAAAAAUGCCGUCCAAAGAAUGGCAAUGUACGAGCUGCUACCAACUCUUACCUUCUCUUUGUGUUAAUGUUUACCUCAUCAAAAUGAGCACAUCUUAAUCCAAUGAGUUGAGAGACCUGCAGUCCGAAAGCACGUGAUGCAGAAUGUGAGACAGUCGUAGCGGUUAGAUAAUUCGUGCUCACAGUCUUCAUUGGACGUCGUGUUGCUGGUCUGCAGUAGCUAGUUCCCAACACUAGAGGUGCUAUAGAGACAUCACUGUCUUCUUCUGUGCAGCUGAAAGAGCGUGACUUUAAUCUGAGUCUAACGUAAAGAUGGAAAACAGCAUGUGAGUGAGAGAGUUGAUUGGCCUUAGAAAUGUUGACCCAAAAGUUGGCGGGAAGAAGCAGCCUUGAAGGCGUGGUAUGAUAAUAAUGUGAGCAACAAUACAGGAGAAAAAGAAUAUGUGAAUAACAUUGCAACUUUUCAACAAUAAAAAUGUGAAUCCAUUCGUAUGCGCCCAUGAAUAAAUCAAAUCCAACAAUACCUUUGAGUGCAUUGUGAUAGACCUGGCGAUGACCAGCUUGACUGAAGAGAAAGUGUUACGCUUCGCCUGAUGGCAUUUCAAUAUUAAAACACUCACUGGAAAAAAAGAUGUUGACGCAA
This is a messenger RNA of Gadus morhua (Atlantic cod), 3194 nucleotides long. It is a transcript of the gene hacd1, whose product is annotated as 3-hydroxyacyl-CoA dehydratase 1. The record is from RefSeq and is a predicted model, not a curated record. The transcript is spliced from 7 exons. Bases 183 to 911 code for a protein of 242 amino acids. Gene Ontology annotation, cellular component: endoplasmic reticulum membrane. Gene Ontology annotation, biological process: fatty acid elongation; sphingolipid biosynthetic process; very long-chain fatty acid biosynthetic process. Gene Ontology annotation, molecular function: 3-hydroxyacyl-CoA dehydratase activity. NCBI's taxonomy places the organism in Eukaryota, Metazoa, Chordata, Actinopteri, Gadiformes, Gadidae.